AUGAAAAUGAAUUUAAAGAUGACAACUGAAAUAAGAUUUUCCAGUAGAAUGCAGUUUUAUUCAAAUUUUGCCUCUAUUGGUUUUUUUUUUUCACUAACCAAUGAAAUAGCUCCUUCUAAUACAUCCACCAAAUUUGAUGUGAGCUGUAGCAGCUUGUACAUAGAUUCGGAAGUAAUUUUAGCUAAAUUUCGUAUGCUCUGUAGGCAAAUUUGUGGGAAAAAGAAAAAAUUUUCUUCUUCCAGACAAGAUUAUGGAAAGCAUGCAGAAGGAAAUGGUGAAAUCAGAUAA
Messenger RNA from Echinococcus granulosus, 288 nucleotides. RefSeq lists its product as hypothetical. The transcript is spliced from 4 exons. The record is from RefSeq and is a predicted model, not a curated record. Lineage: Eukaryota; Metazoa; Platyhelminthes; Cestoda; Cyclophyllidea; Taeniidae. Bases 1 to 288 code for a protein of 95 amino acids.